AUGUCAUCACAGCCACCGUCACGAGGCGGUGGUGGUGGUGGUGGUGGUACGAUGACUUGGGCACCAUCUAGACGUCUCGUAAUCACAAACGAUGUGCCACAGAUUGUUGUCGCGAACGUGGCAACACCACGGAGUCAUGAUCGGGGCGGAACCGCCUUCUCCUCGUAUUCGACACGUGGCACGAGCUCAUCGAAUACACGUGGAGGAUUUCAGAAUGGUCGAGGUGGUGCGAACACCAGUUAUCAGCUUAGAAAUUCGGCUGCCGCACAGCGUGGUGGUGCGAAUUGCUAUGCUUGGAGAGGUGGAACCAGCACUGUAUCAAAUCGUGGAGGGACCGUACCUGUCACCACUUUCUAUCGUGGAGCAAAUAUGUGUCAAACGCGACCAAGCUUCUACACCCGCAAUCCAGUCUCGUCAACAAUCCAGCUUCCGGCCACAAAUUCUCGUUCGCCGCAAAGCGAUGCGGCCACCGCUGCGGCAGCGGCACCGAAACUCUUCCCAAUGCCACAAACGCUGGCGCCAACACCGCCGUUCACCGACGGAAUUCCCACGAUACCGUUACAGUAUGCGGUUCCGAUGAGACGUGUAGUACAUCAAAUUCAACCGUUACCACCACGUCGUGACAUUCGUUUCUCUACGCCAACCCCAAUAAUGAUGUCGAAGAAAGCACCGAUAGGUGUAGAUGUGUCGUGUGGCAGCACAAACGCUGAUGGAAAUGGUCGUGGUGGAGGCGUCUCCGAGAACGCUAGUCGCGCCACAGAAACAACACCGACGAGCCAAACAGCAGGCGAUCAAAGUCGCGGCGAUAGUGAGGGGGAUGAGGAGGACGGGAGAACGUCACCGGAUGUGUUGUCGACAUCGUUGAGAAGCAACGAAGAUACAUGGGAUUUUUGGGAUCGUGUCUAUAGUGAUCCAGAACUGCGACAAAGCAUGCAAGAACGGCAGCGUGACUCUCCAAUGGCAGAAUUGCUGCACUCAGAUAAGCUUUGUAAAGCACAACUGGUGUUUUUGAACGUUCCACGAUUGGCUUACGGCCAACAACAUAUUGUUCGCAGCUUAAUUCACAAGGAGAUUAAUUCAAAUCUACCCAUUCUGGAUAUUAAUAUCACUUACAGGAAAUGGAAUGUUCGGUUCUACCGCAGUGAGGAUGCCGUGCAAGUGCUGCGUCAUUUCAAUGGUUUCUCAUUCAGAAAUCAUAAGUUGCUAGUUAGAGCUUGUCAGAACAACGCGGCGUUUGGCGAUGUAUCUUCACUAGAAGAAGCAGCACAACAGGAAAGUGAGGAACGUCGUACCGUCCCGGGCACUUCCUCUGAAAAUCGAACGGAACACGAUUCAAUUUGGACCUUAGCUGAAUGGAAGGAUAUCGUGGAGUUCAAAAAAGACUUGGUGUCAAUUCUUGAAGGUAAACAAGCGGGUAUGGUAUUGAGUGAAGCUCUCAGUGAGGCACACGUAACCCAACGUCGUGGAAUCGUUUCUGCUGCAGCCGAACUAUGGCCUACUGGAUUCAUCCGUAUUUUCUUGCCUGAGAUAAAAGCAAUUGGACGUUGUGUUUGUUUAGCAGGUCACGAAGAUAUGGCAGCACUUGUACGAAGAGCAGCUCAAGAGGGAACACCAAGAUUGAUGACAGACACAUGGGAACCAAUACCACCGUCUGAAAUUCGUACCGAACAACAUAUGCUCAGCUAUUUGGCAGCAUUUUUGGGACAUUUUGGACCACAACAUACGAUUAUCGACAUACCAAUACGAUUACUAUUGAAAUCACUUUCCGGGAAUUGGCCUACCACAGGACCAGCAUUGGCUGAAUGGGCAACAAAGAGAUCAUAUCAAUUUAUUGUAAUGUUUGAAGUACUAUAUCUAGCAUCUAGCAUUCGACAUCGUCGUAUUUUAGUUGAAGCAGUGCAGCCUUUAUCCUCUCUGAAGUUUAAGUUCGUCAAUCCUGCCAAUAGAUGUUGA
Messenger RNA from Necator americanus (New World hookworm), 1953 nucleotides. RefSeq lists its product as uncharacterized. The coding region runs from base 1 to 1953 and encodes 650 amino acids. NCBI's taxonomy places the organism in Eukaryota, Metazoa, Nematoda, Chromadorea, Rhabditida, Ancylostomatidae. The transcript has 11 exons. The record is from RefSeq and is a predicted model, not a curated record.